Messenger RNA from Strongylocentrotus purpuratus (purple sea urchin), 4740 nucleotides. RefSeq lists its product as uncharacterized. The transcript has 2 exons. The record is from RefSeq and is a predicted model, not a curated record. Lineage: Eukaryota; Metazoa; Echinodermata; Echinoidea; Camarodonta; Strongylocentrotidae. Gene Ontology annotation, molecular function: nucleic acid binding. Gene Ontology annotation, biological process: DNA integration. Bases 1 to 3450 code for a protein of 1149 amino acids.
AUGGGAUCAAGUCUCGUCAAAGGCAGGUCAGCAGACGAUACAUCAGCCAGACAUGAUGCUGCAGCAGGACCUACUGACUCAAGAGAGACAGCUCAUCUGGAUGACUCGAAGGGUUUGAGUCUCAUCGUGAGAGAAAACCUCACCGAAGAUGGAACCGGAGUGAAGCUAGCAUCUGGCGACACCCUCCCGGUACUAUCAGCAGCAGCGAGUGGUUCACCAGUGGAGAUGCCAGUCAUCAAGGGAAUGGUGAACGGGAAGCUCGUGGAUGUUCUACGUGACAGCGGUUGUACGACUGUCAUUGUUCGGCAAGACUUGGUGUCGGAGGAGCAGUUCACUGGAGAACAGCGGACUUGCUUGCUCAUUGAUCGGACGAUCAGAACCUUCCAAGUUGCAACGAUCGAGCUAGAUACUCCUUUCUUCACAGGUAAGGCAGAAGCUUUGUGUGUACUAACCCCCGUGUAUGAUAUUGUACUAGGGAACAUUUAUGGAGCCCGGCAACCAGCUGACCCAGACCAAGACUGGAAGCCAAAAGAUCAUCAGGCCAACGCAGUAGAGACAAGAGGACAGAAGCGGAAGGCAGGACGUACGAGGCCUCCCCUUCAAGUACCUGAUUCACUGAAUGACAUUGUGUCUGUGGAUGAUCUAAUCCAGGCCCAGAAGGAGGACAAUGCACUGGAUGCGUCCAGGAAACUCGCUGAAAGUGGAGAAAAGAAGAUAAGUAAGAGUGGAAAUUCGUCUUACUUUAUCGUUAAGAAGGAUGUACUCUAUAGAGAAUAUAUUGAUGCAACCCCAGGGUCAGAUGUACUCGUGCAAGUUGUGGUACCCACUAAAUUCAGGAAUCAAGUCUUGAAGCUUGCUCACGAAUCUAUUCUUGGUGGUCAUUUUGGAACUAAAAAGACCCGUGAUAAGAUUUUGACUCACUUUUUCUGGCCAGGUAUGCAUGCAGAUAUAGUGCGGUAUUGUCGGUCAUGUGGACCAUGUCAGCGUACUUCGCCUAAGGGGAAGGUUACGAAGGUGCCUCUGGGAUCAACCCCUCUCAUCGAUGAACCUUUUAGACGUGUGGCGAUGGACCUGGUUGGACCGAUAGAACCUGCUACUAGCAAAGGUAACCGGUACAUUCUUACCGUUGUAGACUAUGCUACACGUUACCCAGAAGCUGUAGCACUUCGCAGGAUUGAUGCACAGACAGUUGCAGAGGCACUGAUGGACAUAUACUCCAGGGUGGGGAUACCACGAGAGGUGUUGACAGACCGGGGCAGCCAAUUCACAUCAGAGCUGAUGAAGGAAGUCAGUCGUCUAUUCUCCAUCCGUCAGAUGACGACUACACCCUAUCAUCCCGCUUGCAAUGGGUUGGUUGAACGUUUCAACGGUACCUUGAAGUCUAUGCUCCGCAAGAUGUGUGAAGAACGACCCAAGGACUGGGGUAGGUAUUUGAACCCCCUCUUGUUUGCUUACAGAGAGUCAGUGCAGGAGAGCACGGGAUUCUCACCCUUUGAACUCCUGUUUGGGAGAGCAGUUCGAGGCCCUCUUGCUAUCCUACGGGAGAUGUGGACUGGAGAGGUUGAUGAACCGGAUACCAAGACUACAUAUCAGUAUGUAUUGGAUCUGAAAGACAGGCUGCAAUUGACUUGUGAAGUUGCCCAACAGAAUCUCAGCAAAUCAGCAGAGAGGUACAGGAGACAGUACAAUAAGAAAGCAAAGGAGAGAAAGUUUGAAGUUGAUGAUGAAGUCCUUCUUCUACUUCCGAGUGACAACAACAAACUGUUGAUGCACUGGAAAGGACCCUUCAAGGUGGUAAAGAAGAUAGGACAAAUGGACUACAGAAUUGAUAAGGAUGGAAAGAUAAAAACCUUCCAUGCAAAUCUUCUGAAGAAGUACUACAGGAGAGAGGAGAGUGCAGGUGGGUUCGAUGUUGCUGGUGUCUCUGUUGUGGAUGAUGGCUUGUCUGAGGAAUGUAGCGAAGGAGAGAAUGAAGAUGUAAACCAUUCUUCGAGAAAGGAUAUUCUUCAUCUCCCCAAUCUUACCCCAACAGAAUCUCUCAAAGAUGUGCAGAUCAGUCCACAUCUAGAUGAUAAGCAGCGUGAGGAGGUCAACUCUCUUUUACGGGAGUAUGAAGAAGUUUUGACUGAUAUGCCGGGAUUGACAAACUUAGGUAAGCAUGACAUUAAACUUGUCCAUAAGGAACCCAUUAAGAGUAAACCGUACCCAUUACCACAUGCUUUGCGAGGUAAGGUGAAGGAGGAGGUUCAGAAGAUGAUAGAUGUUGGCAUAGUUGAAUCCUCGUCUUCUCCUUAUGCAUCCCCGGUAGUGAUGGUAAAGAAGAAAGAUGGGACGAUCAGGUUUUGUUGUGAUUAUCGUAAGUUAAAUCAAGUUACCGUAACUGAUGCAGAACCGAUACCUGAUCAGGAAGAAAUAUUUGCAAAACUUUCUAGGGCCAAGUAUUUCACAAAGAUUGAUCUAACCAAAGGGUAUUGGCAAGUACCCUUAACAGAGGAAGCCAAGGAACUGACAGCAUUUGUGACACCAGAUGGUUUGUAUCAAUUUCGAAGCAUGCCAUUUGGGCUAGUUAAUGCUCCGGCAAGCUUUAGUCGUAUCAUGAGGGCUUUGCUCCGUGGCUUGCAUGGUGUAGACAAUUUCAUUGAUGAUAUUUUGAUCCAUACAGUAAGUUUUGAGGAGCAUUUAGAUACCCUCCGUGAGGUGUUCGAGAGACUGAGGAGAGCAAACUUGACGGCGAGGCCUACCAAGUGCACUGUAGGAUGUGUAAGUAUCGAAUUUCUUGGUCAUCGAAUAGGUCAAGGAGAGCUUCGACCAGUGCAAGACAAAGUCGAUGCAGUUCAAGGAGCUGCGAGACCUAAGACCAAAAAGCAACUUCGAUCCUUUCUAGGUCUUGUGGGUUAUUACAGACGGUUUGUUCCCAACUUCGCAGCAUUAGCAGUACCACUGACUGACCGAACAAAGAAAGGAGAGCCACUUCUAGUGAAAUGGGGAGAUGCGGAAGAGGCAGCUUUCACUACCUUGAAAAAGAAACUUGCUAGUGAACCCAUUCUCCAUCUUCCGGACUUAGAUCUUCCUUUCAUCCUGAGGACUGAUGCCUCAGAUCAUGGUCUCGGUGCAAUUCUGCUACAAGAGACAGAAGGGAAGAAGUUCCCUAUCGCCUACGCUAGUAGGAAACUUCUCCCAAGAGAGCAGCGCUACUGUGUUAUGGAACGUGAAUGCUUAGCAGUAGUCUGGGGUGUUCAGAAGUUCGAACCAUACCUCUACGGCAAGCAUUUUGAACUAGAAACCGAUCACCAGCCACUGCAGUGUAUCGCGAAAUCAAAAGUCGCGAACUCAAGGAUUCUGAGAUGGGCUCUGGCGCUUCAACCGUACCAGUUUAGCAUCACAGCUAUCAAGGGCAGUGAAAACGUCGGUGCAGACUACUUAAGUAGGAUACCAGAUACCAGUAGUUGAUUUCAAGUAAAGCAGGAACAGAAGGUUUUUUUGUUAAUAAUUAUUAUUGAUCUUUAUAUUUUCCUGUAAACAAAUUUUCCUCGUAUAGAAUGAGAAAACCACUCUGAAAUUUUCCUCGUAUCGAAUGAGAAAACCACUCUGAAAUUUUUUUCUGAAAUUAUAUAAAUUUCUUGAAGGAAGGGGAGAUAUGUCACAAUGUGACUGGGAUUUCUUUUUUAGACAGAGAAUGUAAUGGACAGGUGUUAGAUGAAUAGAUGUUGUUGGUAGCAAUUUACCAGGUCAACUAACUUGGAUUUACUAGGUCAACUAACUUGGGUCUCUAGUAGAGCAGGUGUCUGUCUUUGUCUGUGUGUGGGGAAAGGAUGAGGAGAAUGUUAAUAGGAAAGUUUUGUAUAGAGGAUUCAGUAAAAGGAAUUUGGAUGGACAGUUUUGGCAUGAGAGGAAUACAAAGAAUGUUAAAGAGGUUACUAUUGAGAGAGCCAACGUGGAUUAGAGAUUUAGGGUAGUUUAAUCAGAUUGCACAUGAGAUCUCGAGAGGAGCAGACCUUUCAGAAUUUGGUCUGACUUUGGGGAGUGAAUGAGGGGUGUUGGCCACGAAGGUAAAAGUUACAGCCACAGGCUAUAAGCAUGCUGUUGCUGGCAUAGACUUUCCCUAUACUAUGGGACCAGGCAAGAACCAGGCAGCACAGGCCGACGUGGUAGAAGCCUCAUCAGCCCUCGCCUCAACUUGGAUCAUCGUUUGAACAUCUGAACUGGACAAGCUGGGCUCGUAGCCAUAACCCUAGGCACCAUCAGUGAAUGGACAUGUGUUCGUAGUCGACAAGCUCAGGCAACCUACUCGCGUCAAGUCGUAGAGUCAACGCCCAGUGCUGUCGUACACCGGUCAGGCUUAGCAGGUCAUGCAUCAUAUCGCACCGGGUUACUACAUACACCAGAGUAUUUCGUUCCGCCUAUUCAGAAACAGGAAGAGGUGGUAUUUACGAACUCUAAAUCGGGACUCUCUAACCCACAACAGUAUACUUUUUAUAUAAAGACCGGGCUAGAGUCGGUGGGAGAUUAACUGUAUUAUACCUCGAAGGAUGACCUGGUCAUCAGGUAAUCUUUUUUCCUUUGGAAAUAUGGAGAAUUAUAUUGUGAUAUAAUUGAGUAACGAUAAGUCGACAUAAACAGUGAUAGGAUAUACUCCUAUCUAAGUUCAUAGUGAUGCUGAAUCAUUUUAUUCUUGUCAAUUAUUUGCAUGUUUAAUUAUAUAGAGCCGAUGGCUCUUAAAUAAAUUGUUUGUACACUAUA